Messenger RNA from Sphaerulina musiva SO2202, 812 nucleotides. RefSeq names its product cell cycle control protein cwf14. Gene Ontology annotation, biological process: mRNA splicing, via spliceosome. Bases 148 to 594 code for a protein of 148 amino acids. NCBI's taxonomy places the organism in Eukaryota, Fungi, Ascomycota, Dothideomycetes, Mycosphaerellales, Mycosphaerellaceae. The record is from RefSeq and is a predicted model, not a curated record. Gene Ontology annotation, cellular component: spliceosomal complex; nucleus. The transcript has 2 exons.
GCGAUAACUCCCUCACAAACAACGAGACCAAGCUCAUAGGAGAGUACCUCGCGGAUCAUAUCAUCACUAUCCGUUUUCGGCAUUGCCGCGUCUUCUGAGCGCACGCUAUUCGUGGCAGCAGAAACUUCAAGCACACAUAUCGCCACGAUGCCUGCCAUACGGACCGCUAAGAACCGCAAGCCACCGCCUGAUGGCUUCGAGGACAUUGAAGACACGUUGCUCGAGUUUCAGAACAAGAUGAAAGACGCCGAGAACGCCAGCCACGAAGGCAAGAAGAAGCACGAGAUGCUCUGGCCGGUCUUUCAAAUCACCCAUCAGCGCUCGAGGUAUAUCUAUGACCUCUAUUACGAGAAGGAAGCCAUAUCGAAGCAGCUUUACGAUUGGCUGCUGAAGAACGGCUACGCCGAUGCCAACCUGAUCGCGAAGUGGAAGAAGCAGGGCUACGAGAAAUUGUGCUGUCUGCGAUGUAUCCAGACGAAGGAGACCAAUUUCAACAGCACUUGUAUCUGCAGAGUGCCACGCGCUCAGUUGAAGGAGGAUCAGGAAAUCGAAUGUGUUAGCUGUGGCUGUCGAGGCUGCUCUAGCAAUGACUAAGUGUAGGUGAUGCAUUCCGAUCCCUGGCUUACGGCGUCUGGUGUCACUUCGGGAAACGGAUACGAGGGCGUAGUACUUUCUGACCUGUCGAAACAUGAGCCCAGAAGAGGGCUGGCUGCUUCAGAUAGAAUGCGAAUGCAAGGAUGGGAGACUGUGCUCUUCAUUGCAUGGAGAUACUAGUGUUCGAGUCGAAUUCAAGGCUUAUCUGUCCCUCCUCC